Molecule: messenger RNA, 1484 nt
Organism: Melitaea cinxia (Glanville fritillary)
Lineage: Eukaryota; Metazoa; Arthropoda; Insecta; Lepidoptera; Nymphalidae
Product: alpha-2-macroglobulin receptor-associated protein
Exons: 7
Coding region: 167-1255 (362 amino acids)
Biological process (GO): regulation of receptor-mediated endocytosis
Cellular component (GO): endomembrane system; endoplasmic reticulum
Molecular function (GO): low-density lipoprotein particle receptor binding; receptor antagonist activity; heparin binding
Source: RefSeq, a predicted model, not a curated record
CUACGUGACAUUAGCGGAAUCAAGUAAUCAAUCAAAGUAAUCAAUUGGCAAUUGAUUGGCAAUCAACAUCUUUAUUGUUUCUUGUAUGUCGUAUGACCAUUUAAUUAUAUGAGUUUACCUUAACAAAGAAGAAGAUUUUCUUGAAACUUUAAAUUUAUACGUAAACAUGAAACAACACGCGUGUAUAAGUUUUGUGAUACUUACAUUACUUUUUACUUGUGCAUUGAGUGAAAAUAAAUACAGUCGUUCGGCUAAUGAAAAAAAUACAAGUGGUGUUAAUUUUAGAACAUUGGAAAAACCAUUUCGAAUGAAUAAAUUGAAUUUAGUUUGGAUAAAAGCUCAACAGCGUUUGACAGAACCUAAACUGAAAUCGUUAUACAGUGAUUUGUCAAUUCAAGACAAAGAAGAGAUUACUUUAAAAAGAGUAAGAGGAGAAGGAGGAGAUAAAGAUGGUUUGAAAGAAGCAGAGCUGCGUCGUAAGUUGGCUGCUAUAAUGGAUAAUUAUGGUCUCCGAGAACAUUUUGAAGAUGUAUCCAAACGGCAAAAAGAAAAUCCUUCGUACAAUUCUGCAAUGGAUGGAUACAUAAAUAAAAGUCUUUUUAAAGAUAAGAAACUAAAUAUGCUAUGGGCUAAAGCCGAGGCAUCUGGGUUUACAAGUGAAGAGUUAUCAGCAUUAAGAGAAGAAUUCAUGCAUCAUCAGGAGAAAAUAGACCAGUACCACGAUUUACUAGUAAAUAUGGAUACAGUUGAUAAGUCAGACGUACAUAAAAAUGCUCUUGAUGAUGAAGACAUUGAGAAAUUUAAUGAAAUCAAUUAUGAAAAGGACAAUGGAGAAAAUCUUAGCAAAGAUUUUGUCGAUAAAACUAAUUUGGUCAGAGAAAAACACAGGAGUUUGAGAGAUGGUUACGACAGGUUACAGAGGAUUGCUGCUAGAGGACCGACAAAUAGAGAAUUUAUUGAGCCGAAAGUGCAAGGUCUAUGGCGUGUAGCGGCAGCGGGUAAUUUUACCGUCGAGGAACUUGCCUCGUUGAAGGUUGAAUUGCAGCAUUACGAAGCUCGUCUGCUAAAACUGCGCACUUUACACGCUGAUCAAGUAAGCAACUAUGAAAAACAUCGUAGUAAGAUUGCAGCCGCCGGUGACAAAAUGGACCACUUCGCUGACCAGCAACAGAUGAUAAAGAAACAUACUCGCAAAGUUGAAAAGAUGCACGCAGACCUCGAGAGUAGGAUCAUGGCUCGCCACACUGAGCUAUAAUGCUGUAAACCCUAUCUGUAUAUUUUUUAUGUAAAAAGAUACGUUUUGAAUAGACUUCAGAAAUGUAAAAAUUAUUCUUGUUAGGUGAAUCUGAGAUUUUUAUAGCAAUGUAUUUAAAAUAUUAAUAGGUUAUUUUUACAAUAUUGUUUUAUUAUUCUAUCGAUUCCACAAUAGAAUUAAGAAUCUCUUGUGAUUAUUGUUAUAUUUUUAAUAAAUCUUUUCAUUUCUA